Molecule: messenger RNA, 3558 nt
Organism: Lepisosteus oculatus (spotted gar)
Lineage: Eukaryota; Metazoa; Chordata; Actinopteri; Semionotiformes; Lepisosteidae
Source: RefSeq, a predicted model, not a curated record
UGGAAAGCAGUGGGGUUGGGGUCUGGGGGGCUGGGGGUGGGGGAAGCGAUACUUUGUGGGCGUCGCACUGCGACCUUGGGCCUCGCAGAGGGCAGGGCUGGAUUCCUGCCGAGACAUGUGGCCUGGAGUGACGGGCACAGCUGGGCGCAGUUGCUAAAGAAGACAUUCCUCUGGCUGGGAGAAGGAGCCACUCCGCGCCGCGCCAUGCCAACGCCUCCAGCCCCGGUGAGCACCGGCUUUCCAGGCGGGUCGCACUCAGGCCUGGUUUGGAGGAAGCCGUCCCCUUAAUUCCUCCGACGGGCCAUGAGCCAGUCGGCCUCCUCUCUGAGCUCGGCCACCUGGAGUUUCGCCGGCUUCCUUGUGGAAGCACCGUGAUUGUCCAGACCUCUCUGCUAAUUCCUGAACGCUAGAUCUGGUUUCUCUGUCGCCCUUGAGCUGAAUGAGUGGGAUUUGUGCUUUCCUGACAAAGCUGUGGCAAGAGCUCUUUAUUUUCUUUCAGCUGUGGAGUUCCCUAAGGCAAUAUCGGGCUGAACCCUGCUCCCUAGUGUCUGCGUUUCUUUCCACGCCGCAAGUGGAUGAGUAUUUUUAUGAGGCAGUUUGGAGCAGACAUGGGCCAGGACCAAACCAAGCAGCAGAUCGAGAAGGGCCUUCACCUGUACCAGACCAACCAGACUGACAAAGCGCUGCAGGUGUGGCUGAAGGUUCUGGAGAAGACCUCUGACCCAGGAGGGAAGUUUAGGGUUCUGGGCUGUCUUAUCACGGCCCACUCCGAGAUGGGCAAAUACAAAGAGAUGCUGAAGUACGCUCUGGCCCAGAUCGACACGGCCCGGGAGAUGGAGGACCCGGACUACCUCACUGAAGGCUACCUCAACCUCGCGCGGAGCAACGAGAAGCUGUGCGACUUCCAGAAGACCGUCUCGUACUGCAAGACCUGCCUGAACAUGCAGGGCACCACCAUCAGCCUGCAGCUGAACGGCCAGGUGUGCCUCAGCAUGGGCAACGCCUUCCUGGGCCUCAGCGUGUUCCAGAAGGCCCUGGAGAGCUACGAGAAGGCGCUGCGCUACGCCCACAACAACGACGACAAGAUGCUGGAGUGUCGAGUCUGCUGCAGCCUGGGUGGGCUCUCUCCCCUCCCGCAGGACUACGAGAAAGCCCUGUUCUUCCCGUGCAAAGCGGCGGAGCUGGUGAACGAUUACGGCAAGGGCUGGAGCCUGAAGUACCGGGCCAUGAGCCAGUACCACAUGGCCGUCGCCUACAGGAAACUGGGCCGCCUCCCGGACGCCAUGGAGUGCUGUGAGGUAGGGGUCCGCGCGGCCGCGCAGCACAGCGACCGCCCCCUGCAGGCCCUCUGCCUGCUGAACUUCGCCGACAUUCACAGGAGCCGGAGCAAUGUGGAGAAAGCAUUCCCUCGUUACGAGUCCUCGAUGUGCAUCAUGACAGAAAUUGGCAAUCGCCUGGGACAGGCGCACAUCUAUCUGGGCGUGGCAAAGUGCUGGCUUCUGCAGAAGGACCUGGACAAGGCUCUUGAUGCUCUUCAGAGGGCUCAGGAACUUUCAGAAGGAGUGGGGAACAAGCUCUGCGUCCUGAAGGUGCACUGCCUCAGCGAGAGGAUAUUCCGCUCCCGGGAGCAGCAGGAGCAGCUGCGGGAGCAGGUGGUGAAGUUCCUGGAGUGCGUGGAGGAGCUGGAGCUCUACUGCGGCAUGUGUGGCGAGUCCAUCGGGGAGAGGAACCAGCAGCUGCAGGCCCUGCCCUGCUCCCACGUCUUCCACUUGAAGUGUUUGCAGUCGAACGGGACGAAGGGCUGUCCGAGAUGCCGGCGCUCCUCCGUGAAGCCCGGGUUCGUGUGAGCGGAGAGGGAAGCCCCUUCGUUUGGGUUCAGGACAACACUGACGCCCUCCACUCCCCGUCCCACAACCCCCCAAAAGAGGGCGCCAGGCGGGGAAGGCACUGCUGUCUGGGCCGAGGCAGCGAGGGCACCAGGACACUCCUGGAGACGCGCGUAAAGACGGACGGCUCUCAAACGGGGAUCGCAAGCGUAACGAGGCCGAGCGACAGCUCGGUGCUGGAAACUCAUUUCGUUACUGUCCCCUUCUUUUUAUUUUAUACCAGGAAAAAAAUCAAGCUGGUGAAAAAAAGGACAUGAAUUUUUGGAUUUCGUUCUUUGUUUUUCAGAAGCGCCGUCUUGAAAAGGGACGGCGUCUUUCUUCUUGUGUCUUUAUUUGGAGCGUUUCCGCGGACAGCCGCGCUCACAGGAAUGGAGGGAGGGGGCUCGUUUCUGACAGCUGUCAGGCUAUCUGCAAAUGAGAACUCCCAAACUCUGGGUUUGGUGCGGGGGCAUUCAAUUGGAAGAGCAGAGAGAUGAUUCACUGAUGGCUAAGAUAACUGUUUCCCAGAAGACAUGCUCUGGAUCACCUUUAACUUUAGUGGAUUUUUUUUAAUUAUUCUGUCAUUACAUGCAAGUUCCCUUCUUCAGCUGUUGUGCCUCCUUUUGUGUUGGUGCUGUUGUGUAAUUAUAUGCUGUAUAUAUUAUACUAUGCUUGGGAGCCUAUAAGCCACUGGGUUUUGCAUUGACUAGCAGGACAAAUUGCAAAAACGUGUGUUUUCCCUCCCCCACAGUGGAACAAUCGAGCAAGCAAUUUGCACCUCUCUAUCUCUGUUGAAACAGUGAACAUUAUCAGCACUCUGCUGGUUCUCACCCAGUGGUAUUAUUAUUCUUUUCUCAUUAAAUACCUCCACAUACUACUGAAGAGAUAUCGGCUUUGGAGAGGUCAAUCUGAUAGUGGUAUAUUCAGUAUAAAGAACACAAGGAAGGCAAAUGAUUAAGGGUUAGAGUGCAGUGUGCGCAGUGAGCUUUGCAAUGAAGUGUUGGUUUUGAGACGAACUUUUUACAUUUCCUUCCUCUCAACCAAAUGCUCUCCUUGGCUCGUCUGCAAAUGUGCCUGAACAGCAACACCUUUUUAUUCAGAGACUUUUUUUAAGCAGACAUGUAAAGUACUAGUGAAUUCACAAAUUUGCUUUAUAGUCAUCAUGUACAAUGUUUCAUAUAUGUUACAACAGACAAAAUACACUAUUGUAAGGCUUAAAUGUAUGUUUUGACUUUUGGCUAGAAUUAGUACGGUGGAGUUGUUUUUUUAAUUUUAAUAUGAAAUAUGCUGUUUUUCUAUAAUUUGUUGUCCAUUAUUUUCAAUGACUGGUAUUGAUAUACAUGAUGUUUUCAUAUUUCUAGUUUGUAUUUCUCUAUAGUUAAUUCAUUAUUAUAUUCUCAAUGAGAUCAAUCAUUUCUCAGUCUUCAUUUUUUUAGAAUUUGUUGUUUAAUGCCGUUCACUGAAUUUCAGCUCAGCUCCUUAAAGCUACCGAUCUUUAAUCAUUGGACAAAAGAUUCAAUCACUUAGCUCAUAUGAUGGAUUUUCACAUUUUUGUCAUCUUCGACUGAAUUGUUCCUUCAUCAGAGUUAUUCAGAACUAUGUCAAAUCAACACCUUCAAGCUUCCACUCAGAACGACCAAACUGUUUGUUUUUUCUGCAGCAUGUCAAAAAUAUAAAAAUCACUUUUUUGGAG